AUGUUUGGCCAAGAACAAUUUCCAGGUGAAGACAUCGUGAAUAUAGUGAAACUCGUGAUAAAUGAAGUAUUUCAAGAAGUUCAGAGUGGUUCUGAAACCGAAAUGUUGACUGAACAUUGGAUUUCCCUGGUCGAAGAGAAAGUGCUAUGGAAUUUAUCGAAAAUGAAUAAGCCCUUUAAAUUCAUAGUGACCUGUGCAAUUUUGCAAAAGAACGGAGCUGGUUUUCACAGCGCUUCAGCUUGUUAUUGGGAUGACAACACAGAUGGAAGCUGCACUGUGCGUUGGGAAAAUGCGUUUAUGUGCUGUAUUGUAACAGUGUUCGGAUUGGCUGUAUGAAAACAUUAUUGAUACUCUUCAAAUUCCACAGCUUGUAUUUUACCGACCUUUUAAUAAAUAUU
Messenger RNA from Argiope bruennichi, 398 nucleotides. Its product is annotated as dynein light chain Tctex-type 1-like. The transcript is spliced from 5 exons. The record is from RefSeq and is a predicted model, not a curated record. The coding region runs from base 1 to 336 and encodes 111 amino acids. NCBI's taxonomy places the organism in Eukaryota, Metazoa, Arthropoda, Arachnida, Araneae, Araneidae. Gene Ontology annotation, cellular component: cytoplasm; cytoplasmic dynein complex. Gene Ontology annotation, biological process: microtubule-based movement. Gene Ontology annotation, molecular function: dynein intermediate chain binding.